AACUGCUGCGUUGUCCCCACGGGGAGGGGGUCGUUAAGGCAGGCUGGCGGAGUGGGAUGGGCGGAAGGGAGAGAAUGGAUGUGCCGAGAGUUCGAGGAAUCCUAAGGAGCCAAUAGAAGGGAGUGAAAGGGGAGCAGAGUCGAGGGUCGAGAAUAGGAGGGGUUGCCUUGGCCUUAGAAGGAAGAAACCACAGGGCUGCCGGGCCAACUCGCCGGGUUAAAGGAAAUGUCAGUAUGCGGGCAGUGGGACUAAAGGGAGAGAAGAAGGGCGGGGCAGGAUAGAGCCAGGUGGGCGGCCAUGAGGAGGCUGCAAAAUGAAAUGCCCUCAGAAAAAGUGUGGGUAGCCGGAUAUAUUCUGAGAAGGCGGAAUAACCUCUUGGGAGUGCGUGGAGAUGGGUGGGACACCAGUAAGUUAAGGUGCAAUUUGAAUUAGGGUUUAUUCUAAAUGGCCACUCUAAACCCCUGGAAUAUGUGAGGCAUUAAAUCAAAAAGAGAGUGCAUCUGUGCAUGUGUAAGAUGCCAGAAUACCCUGGCCAGUCCUGAAGACUAUAGCCAGCCUUCACCUUUCUGGGACGGUUUGCUUUCUGAUUUGGUUGCGACUUUUGGGCUGCUGUUACCCCGAUAAUUUUCAAGUUUGGUCCAAAGCUACAAUCCUGUGCACACUUAAGACUUCCGGGAAGGGUUGUUCUGCCUGUGCUGCCUCUGAGCCGAGCUCUUGUCUCAGAGGAAGCUUUUUCAGCUUCAAAAUCAGUCAGAACGUCUUUUUUGACUGGUAAAGAUUUUCUCCCGGUCAGGGAGAAACGUGAGAUUAACCACAAAGCCUGUUUUUGUGGGGAGGACUGGAUUUCAUUUAUUUAUGAGAAAAGGUUCAAACUGCAAUGUCGGACGGACUUUCAUCAAGCUCUAGCUGAUUAUAGCGAUACGUUUAUCUUUUCUUCAAAGAAAAAACGGAUUUUAACAGGCAAACAAGCAUCCUUUCUAUUUUCUUUUUUCACUUGGUUUAAAUUGGUGCAGUUAAAAAAGAGAUUUGUCAAUGAAUCAGCUGUGAAGAAUUCCUAGGUGAGUUAUGGCUUUUCUCAUUCACUUACGAAAUUAAGGAGGAAAGAAAUCGAAAAAGCUUAUCUUUGCUUUUAUCGCAAAAAGCUGUCCUGGAGGUGCAUUCUAAAGAUACCAACGGAAGAGGGAUUUCUAUUUCGAGGAGGGGGAAAAAACUUUUUUUGGUCUAUUUCAUUUUGACGAAUCUGCUUGUUCACGAUGCCACUAAUUGUCUUGAUGUUGGGAACUAAGUUUGUUUUGUAUUCCUGAACACAUAGAGAUAAGGCAGGCUGUACUGUCUACACUGAUAUCAGCAGCCUGUAAUAUUAACCCAAUUGCGGCUGAAAUAAUUUUUGUUUCUGUGAUUUUAAGAAUGGCAACCAGGAAAGUGAUUGAGACCAUGGAAGAAAUUAUGUUUCAGAAAAUAAUGGAUGAGAUUGAGAUAACAAAACAAACCCUGAGACAGGGCAGACAGGAGAUGAAAAUUGAAUUUAACAAAAUGACACAGGAGCUUAAAGAAAUAGGGGAUUCUGUAAAAGAGGUGUUUGAUGGGAUUAGAGAUGAAAAAAGAAAAAUUAAAGGGAAGCCACAAGCCCUGGAGAUUGGAACAAGUGUGAAAUUGGAAAAAGAUUUGGAGUUUAUGGAUGUUAGAAAUAAAGUUUACCGUUUGGAAUUCAAAGUUGUCUCUGAAGAAAUUAAUGAAGAUUUUGGUGGUAAAGUUACCAAUGCCUUGGAUAAUUUUCUGGACUGGAAUGAUGUGAUGGAGUUUGACAUUGAAAAAAUCUAUGGAGUUGGCUAUAGGUAUGUGACAGUGGAAAAACUCUUAAGAGAUGAACCAGUGCAUUUUGUAAAAAAGAAGAACAGAGAUAUGACUUUGCAGCAAUAUUUCAGUAACAUAUUCAGAAUUCUUGACUGGAAUGAUGUGAUGGGGCUUGUCAUAGAAAAAAUCUAUGGAAUUAACUACAAAUAUGUGACAGAGCAGAGAUGUACCCAGAACAGAGAUGUGGCUUUACAACAAUAUUUCAGUAACAUAUUCAGAAUUGAUGGCAAGGACAUAUUUGUGAUGGGGGAAAUUCCCAUCAGACUCUUGUUAUAUGACUAUGGCUAUGACAGCAAGAUCAUCAUAAGAUACUGAUAAUGGAUGAAUGGAUACUGAAACCACUGGACUUAAUAUAAUGGAUGAAUGGAUACUGAAACCACUGGAUUUAACAGGACUAUUGAAGAUGGAAGAUGGAAUUAAUAUUGAAAAUGGAAGAAUGGUUAUGGAAAUUAUUGGACUUAACAGAUUUGACAAGAUGGAUUAAUUGAUAUGUUUAUUUGGACUAUGGUUAUGACAACAAGAUUAUUAUGGGAUACUGAUAAUGGAAGAAUGGCUACUGAAAUUACUGGACUUAACAGGAUUAUUGAAGAUGGAAGAUGGAAUUAAUAUAGAUAAUGGAAGAAUGGCUAUUGAAAUUAUUGGGCCUAACAGAUUUGAAUCAGAUGGAUUAAGCGACAUGUUUAUAUGGAGAAAAAUUGAAAGAUAUAUCUCUCAAGGAAUUGAAACCUCUCUUUGACUUUUUGUAGAAAGAAUAAAAUAAUGUUUAUGAGAUUUGAUGAUUAAUUAAGAUAACUACUGGAGGAAAGUGAUUCUAUAAUAUAAUUUUAGA
Rhineura floridana is the source of this 2683-nucleotide messenger RNA. RefSeq lists its product as uncharacterized. The record is from RefSeq and is a predicted model, not a curated record. NCBI's taxonomy places the organism in Eukaryota, Metazoa, Chordata, Lepidosauria, Squamata, Rhineuridae. The coding region runs from base 1408 to 2169 and encodes 253 amino acids. The transcript has 2 exons.